UCGAGAAAACCCUUGUUCGCCUUUCGUCUCUUUGAAGCGAUUCUCUCUCUUUCUCUCAGAUCAGAAUCGAUGGCGUCGAAGAAGAUCGGAGGCGGAAAAUCCGGAGGCGGAGAUUCGAGCAUCCUGGUUAAGAUCGCAAACUCGGAGAUCGUGUCCCAGGGUAGACGCGCGGCGUGCGACGCCGUGUACGUGUCGAAGAAGCUGCUGAAGAGCACCGGCAAAGCAGCGUGGAUCGCCGGAACGACUUUUCUGAUCCUGGUCGUGCCCUUAAUAAUCGAGAUGGAUCGUGAGCAGCAGUUCAACGAGUUGGAGCUUCAGCAGGCGAGCCUCCUCGGAGCUCCGCCGACCGGCGCGCAAAAGUAAUUGUUCAAUCGAACCGUCUAUCUUCUUAGACUUCGAAUUAGUGAGAUUUUAUUAUUUUUUUGUCAUGAAAGUUCUUUGGAUUCAUAAUGAGUUCAAAGUCUUGAACCUGUUUGCUUAUAUGAUAGGGUUUCUCUUCCCAUUUAAAGGUGCUAAUUCCUGUGCUAAUUUGGAAAUGAAUGAUCUUUGAGCUGAUUUAUGAUCUCUUUAGCGUC
This is a messenger RNA of Tarenaya hassleriana, 575 nucleotides long. RefSeq names its product mitochondrial import receptor subunit TOM9-2. Gene Ontology annotation, cellular component: mitochondrial outer membrane. Bases 70 to 363 code for a protein of 97 amino acids. NCBI's taxonomy places the organism in Eukaryota, Viridiplantae, Streptophyta, Magnoliopsida, Brassicales, Cleomaceae. Gene Ontology annotation, biological process: intracellular protein transport. The transcript has a single exon. The record is from RefSeq and is a predicted model, not a curated record.